UAUAGCUGUUAGCACAUGAAAACUGUUAGUACCUACAUAUCUGGAUUCUCACCUAAAAUUGCGUUCAGCUAUCGGUUUUUGAUUUGACUCAAACAAAAGCCAUUGCUCUUUGGGUUUUUACUUUUGAGAUUUUUUUCCACACCGAAGUCUCCUUCUUCUUGGUUGGUUUCAUUGUCCGAAGGAAAAAUAACAACCAACCAAGAACAGCUAAGGAAAUUUUGUUCAAUUGAUUUGUUUUUCAUUUUUUUUUCCUUCUUAUUAAUUUUGUUCUUCUCACUAAAUAAAUUUUUUUUCCUCCCUCUCCAAGUAUAUUGCCCACUUGAUACAUGUAUUCUUCACUAAGGUUUGAGAUUCUAUAUAUGAUUUCAACAUUAAGAUGGCAAACAAAGUCAUAUGAUUAAAGCUAAAAUUUGUUCUCAAGAAAAUUUUAGUUGAAGAUUGAAAGCACCAGCACCUUUUUCAUUGGAAGGUUUCUGGUGCAAGUAUAUUGAGAGACUCAUCUAUAUAAUGUCGAUCAAAGCGAAAGGUUUCUUUAAAGGACUUAGAUACAUAUCCCAGAUUUUUGGAUUCUCAGCAGAAGAGAAAGAAGAAGAAAUCCAAAUUGGGAUGCCAACAGAUGUAAAACAUGUGGCACACAUUGGAUCAGAUGAUCCAGCACAAAAUGCACCAAGCUGGAUGACCGAGUUUAAAUCAGAAAAUGAGCCCUCUUCAGGAACAACAAAAGAAAAAGAAAAAGAAGGUGCAGCAGAAGGCAACAAAACAAGUUCCAAAGGUUCCAAAGUUAGACAUUUGAUUCCCAAGUCAAGACACCAAUCAAUCGACGGUGAUUCUAACUCAGCCAAGACCAAGACCGCACGUCGCAACCGCUCCUCGGAUCCAACCGCAGACUCUUCCAACAACGACUCCUCCGGUGGAUCCCGCCACCGUCGCCACCGCCGUGGCUCCACGCAGGGCUCCGAGUCACCCACCAAUGACACACCACCGACGGGCCCCAAACCUCGUAGGAAAACAAAGACUGCUACCUCUGAAGACAGCCCCGUAAAGAAGCCCUCUCCUAGAACCCGAAGGGCCUCUAAGGGAGAUUCUUUAUCUGAUAUCUCUCUUUCUCAAGAGUUGGGCUCUAGUCCUGGGCCUGAAUCUGGGCCCAUAGAGUAUAUGUUUUCCUAUCCAUAUUUGAAGCUUUAUGAAGUGAAUGCAGAAGCAGAGGCAGUCACAAAUGCAAAAGCAGAGGCAGUCAUAGAAUCAGAAACAGAAACUCAAGCAGAAGCAGAUGCAGAAGAAGAAGAUGCUGAUGCAGAAGCCGAAGCUACAGAAGUAGAUGCAGCAAAAGAAGAAGCAGAAGAAGCAGAUGCAGCAGAAGAAGCAGAAAAAGCAGAUGCAAAACCACCGGCACUUGGCCACUGA
Molecule: messenger RNA, 1404 nt
Organism: Arachis duranensis
Lineage: Eukaryota; Viridiplantae; Streptophyta; Magnoliopsida; Fabales; Fabaceae
Product: CRIB domain-containing protein RIC1
Exons: 7
Coding region: 508-1404 (298 amino acids)
Source: RefSeq, a predicted model, not a curated record